Molecule: messenger RNA, 264 nt
Organism: Didymodactylos carnosus
Lineage: Eukaryota; Metazoa; Rotifera; Eurotatoria; Philodinida; Philodinidae
Source: the annotation of a GenBank genome assembly
AUGCCACGUCUUCUAUGUCUCCGUAUCAUUUUAGAUGCCAUUCGUUCGAAAUAUCGAAUUAAGCAAAUUAAUUAUGAUGAAUGUUAUUAUUCUUUAAUUCGACCAACACUUGUUCAAUUCAUUGUCGACGAGCGACGACGAAUUGUUAAAACAGUAGUAUCAACAAACGUGUCACCACCUUCUCCACUGCCAGCAGGACAACAACAACAACAACAGAUUCAGCAUAGCAAUGAACAACAAGCAACGACGGAUGAUAAUGCUUAA